AUGCUGGCCAUGGUGAAUCGCGUCUUGGACUGGAUCCGCAGUCUUUUCUGGAAAGAAGAGAUGGAAUUGACGUUGGUCGGCCUGCAAAACUCUGGCAAAACGACGUUUGUCAACGUGAUUGCUGUUAGUUUUUGGGUUCUGAGGAGAAAUUAAGAUGAUGUUUGAUUCAGAGUGGUCAAUUCACUGAGGAUAUGAUCCCGACAGUUGGUUUCAACAUGCGGAAAAUAACCAAAGGCAACGUGACGAUUAAGGUGCGAGGCUUUCUCUUUAUUUGCUCUAGCUUCUCUUAUUUCGUAUUUCUUUGCUUUUGGAUUAGGAUUAUUACUGGAAAUAGUGCAAAAUUUUUCGCAAAGUAUUGCUUUCGAAGAAUUUUCAAAAUGUUCUCGAUAUGAACUGCGCAAAAUUGGAGUUUUGAGAACCGUGAAAAAAUUGAUUGGUUUCUUAAUAAGAUUUUUACGCUCUAAUUUUUGAAUUAUUCAGGCACUUUUUGUAUUUAGUGUAGUUUCACGACAGAAAAAUUAGUAUUUUUGGUUUAGUUAUGGGACAUUGGCGGUCAGCCGCGUUUCCGAUCCAUGUGGGAGCGAUAUUGCCGGGGGGUCAACGCCAUUGUUUUCAUGGUCGACGCGGCGGACGAGGAAAAACUCGAGGUUUGUUUCGAAAUAGAUUAAAUAUUUCAGGUAGACUACGUAAAAUUUUCCUGUUAAAAAAUAGUUUCAAGUUAGGUUGGAUAAAUUGAAAACAGAAUUAAUUAGCUUAUCAAAAAUUUUCGUCUCACUGCCAACUUUCUGAACCGAUUCAGUAGUUGAUUACUUUAAAAUAGCACCUCUUAUUGGCGAAAAGUUGCUUAAAACACGAUAUGCUGACCUUGAAACAUCAUUAUCAUAUAAAAUCAGGUUCUUUCGAACAAAAAUGUUUAAAAUUAUUUUAUCUUGAAGCUAAGUAUAACUUAGGAACGCUAGUGUGGUCCCUAUAGGGAUCGGGUGGAAAAGCAGCCCCUAUAGGGGUGUUGGAUCUGACCCAAAGGCCCUAAUGCUCAAGGGACCCUAAAAAUUAAAAAAAGUUGAUUAAUUCAUCCUCAGUUGAUAUUUUUCUAUCAAAAACGCUAAUUUAUUGUUUUUUUGAAAAUCCUUUUUCCCAUAGAGUACUUAACGUUAAUCGACUAGCAUGUCCCCUAUAGCGACCAUUUUUUUGCCAGCUUUAGUGGUCCCUAUAGAAGUUGAUUAAGUGAUCCCUAGAGGGGACGCUUCAGAGCCCCAAAUUUUGCCCCUCUAGUGACCAUUCUGGGGCGUCUAACUAGUGAGAAAUGUUUGAAAAUGUGUUCUUGAUGAAGGAAAAUAGUCUUUUUCUUCUCCUUUCUCAUUUUUCAUUUUCGCGAAACCCUAAAUUAUAUAUGGAGGAGAGAUUUCGACGAUAAUUGACUAUUUUCUUUGAGGAAUGCUCUGAUCAUAAUCAAUUUUUAACCUUAAAACUGAGAAAAAAGGAACUUUCAGGCGUCGCGAAACGAACUGAUGCAGUUGCUGGAUAAGGCUCAGUUGGACGCGAUUCCGGUUCUCGUCCUUGGAAAUAAGAAAGAUUUGCCGGGAGCUCUCGAUGAACGUCAGCUCAUUGAGAGAAUGUGGGUUUCGUGCUUGAAAAUGGAGAAAAAUAAUAUUUUUCGAACCAAAGUUUUCUAUUUUACCUUUUUUCCAAAAAAAAAUAAAUUUUCUUUUCCUCUCUUCAUUUUUCACUGUCUUGCAUCUCAAAAUUCUCCUUUUGCCUUUUUUUCUCCUCGACAUUCCCAUAUUCCUUUCCGCCGUGAUCUGGUGCGCUAUCGCCUGUCAGGCCAGGUGAUGAGCGCGUGGCGCAACCGGCAAGCGGCCAGGCCAUUGCCCAAGGGGUCGCAGGUUCGACUCCCCUCCAUGCGCAGCUAUUCAGGGAGCAAGUUUUUGAUGGCUUGUUACCCGUAAAUCUGUCGCUAAACCAACCGAGUUUCUCAAAUUCCCGUUUGGCGGUUAUUAUUCGCCCUACGAUGAUCUGAAUCUUACAAUUCUUUUUUGUUUUUUCUAUUAAAAUCCUAUUUUGAAGCUAAAAAUUUCUGUUUUUCUCGUUUAGAACUUAAAGUAUGGCUUUUCCAGGAAUCUGGCGGCGAUCCAGAACCGCGAAAUCUGCUGCUACUCGAUUUCUUGCAAGGAGAAGGAGAAUAUCGGUAUCUUUCCGUCUUAUCUCGAUGUUUUUGAGGGGUUCUGACACUUGAGAGGAUUUUCGGAGCUUUGAAAUUGAGAUAUUUUGAUGAAAAUUUGAAAAUUUCAGUUUUUUUGAACCAGGAAAGCUUUUUACGUUCCCUUUUCUAGAUAACUUGUUCAAUUCCCAGUGAUUUAUUAACUUUUUCCCAAGCUUUAAUUAUUACAACUUCCCCGUAACGUUAGAGUGUCUAUUUAAAACGUCGCAAAGAAUUGAAAAAUUCCAAGAACUUCAAUUAUUUUGUUUUCAGCAAAGAUCACCUAAUUUUGCAAUUAGAUUCUUUCUCUGGGAAAUUCCAUAAUUGUUGAUUUACUGAUACCUUGCAACUUUAGAUGACUAAACAUGGAAUUAAAAGAAAGAAAAAUAUUUCCAGACAUCACACUUCAAUGGCUCAUCGAUCAUUCCAAAGGACAACGCUAA
Caenorhabditis auriculariae is the source of this 2640-nucleotide messenger RNA. The record is from the annotation of a GenBank genome assembly. NCBI's taxonomy places the organism in Eukaryota, Metazoa, Nematoda, Chromadorea, Rhabditida, Rhabditidae.